Messenger RNA from Drosophila sechellia, 6897 nucleotides. It is a transcript of the gene Gfrl, whose product is annotated as Glial cell line-derived neurotrophic family receptor-like. Gene Ontology annotation, biological process: nervous system development. Gene Ontology annotation, cellular component: external side of plasma membrane; signaling receptor complex. The transcript has 20 exons. Lineage: Eukaryota; Metazoa; Arthropoda; Insecta; Diptera; Drosophilidae. Gene Ontology annotation, molecular function: signaling receptor activity. The record is from RefSeq and is a predicted model, not a curated record. Bases 501 to 4349 code for a protein of 1282 amino acids.
UUGAGCCUCGUGCGUUGAAAGGACCCGACUUCGUACGGGCCAAACAGUUUUCGACUGAGACUCGUGACGAACGGACGCGCGGCCAAUGGCAAGCGGGCAGUGCGAUUCAAUUCGAUGCGAAUUCGACUCUAGCGGAGGCGGAAAUACGAAUGCCAACGAAUUGCCAAUGGCACAGCUGACAUGUGUGCGUGCCGCGAGCGAUGAUCGUCGAGUCGAGUGAAUGGAAUAUUCAGAAACGUAGAUCUCAAUCUUCGAGUGAAAUCGGAGCUAAGCUGUAAAUCAUAAAGUGCAAGCGAAAGUAUUGCAGUUCUGCAAAUGAAAUAAACACAUUCCCAAGCUCAAGGCAUGUGUGAACUACGAAAACUGAAAAUAAUGCCGCACAGUGCUCAAAACGUAAAUUAAGCCAGCCACCAGCGACAGUGGUGCAAAAACGAAUAGAAAAAAAAAAAACAUCUUUUACCAACAUUUGAAGUGGCGGACGAGGAGGCUACAACCACAACAUGACCCGCUUUCGCAUAAAAAACCUGAAAAUCCUCUCCUGCUGCCUCAGCCUGUGGGUGGUCCUCUUCGGUGGAGCCCUGCACCUGGCGCAGGGCAGCGAGUUCCCCGAGCGCGAGUGCUGCGACCUAACCACCACCUCCACGGUGGGCCCGCUGCCCAUGCCGCCCGCCGCGCUGCCCACCGACAAGUCGCUCUCCUCGGCCACAACGGCCUUGGAGACGGAUCUGGCCAUCGGACGAUCGGGUUCCACCAUUAAGGGCGUCGUAGCCAUUCUGAACUGUAUCCUAGCACGUCAGCUAUGCUUCGAGGAUCCCUCAUGUUCGGCCAUUUUGGAAAUAAUACCGCGCGUCUGCGGACCCAUUCCAGUGUCCUGCAGCACGGUGACGGUGACCAAGUGUCAGGCUGCCCUGCGCACUCUGCAGGCCUUCCAGUUCUUCCGGCCCACCUGCCUGUGCAAGGAGCCCGGAAUGGAUCCGGACUGCAAUCACUUUCGGGACUUUCUCUUCGAUCAUCCAUGUGGAUUUGUGCUGAAGAAAGCCGAAAAGGAUCCGUACCCGAUUGAUGCCCUACCAACUUGCAACCAUGCACUUUCCGUCUGCCAACAGGAACGCAAAUGUCUAAAGCUCUUCGAGGACUUCAAAACGCAUUGCAAAGUGCGCGACAACAAAUGCAAAAUGGAAAACAGGGACGCCUGCCACGACUCCUGGACCAACCUGCGGCUGUCGCCCAUGUUCGGAUGCAUCUGCCCGAAUAACCAUAUGAAAAAGCGCUGUGAUCGUAUCUUUAAUAUUGUUAAUCACAAUCCGUGCGUGGAUAGACUAAUAUUUUUCCCCAACGGUCUGCCGAAAUUGAAGCAGCCGAGACCGAAAGCAAAACCGCGGCCAAAACCCAAAGCGAAAUCCAAACCCAAGCCGAGGCAGAGGCACCAUGGCAUGAAUGGCACGGAGCUCAUGACCAACAAUAUCGAGUACCACGACGAGCCCAGCGGAUUGAGCGAUCCGGAGGACGAGGCCAAUGAGACCGAGGACGAGGAUCCCGGCGGACAUGGGGAUGAGAACGAGGACGAGGAGGACGACGACUAUGACGACCGCAUACGAGCCGAGAUUUAUUCGAAUUACCCGCACUACCUGCAUCCGCCGUCGUGGGGCAUCAACAAUCCUCUGGUCCUGGCCUCGCACAGUCCGCACACUCUGGACGACGACGACGACGUGGUGGUGGAGGUGGUGCCCAACAAGAAGCCGCCGCCAGUCACGGUACACCACCACAAUGACGAGCUGGACCACGACGUGGUGGUGGUGGUGGAUGCCGGGCCGCACUCCCACUCGCACCCACACUCGCACACCUUCUACAGCCACGGCGAUCAGAGCUCGACGACGGGAUCUGGACUUUCGGGUCCCGCACCCACGAUUCCCAGCCCACCUAACACUGGCACCAAAAUGCACAAAACAGCACCACUCGGCGAUUUAGUUGCCGGCAGCGAUAUAACCCACCGCACCUACACAGGACCCUCCAUGGACGAACGAGUAAGAAUAUUGGGCAUGGACGAGAAACUGCAUCAGAGAAUCUUCAAUGAUAAUCUGGCCCUAAUUGAUACGCCACUUAUUGCCAUGGGUUCCGGCUCCGGUUCCGGCACGGUCACCACUUCCGUUUCCGGUUACGGUCUGGGCAUGGGCAUGGGUCUAUCCGGCAGCUUUAACUAUCUGGGCUCGAUGCACGGCGUGCCCAGCUAUCCGUUCAAUAUAAGCGGCUUCCAUCAGCGGCACAUGGCAGCGGCGGCUGCCGAUAAUGAACCAUUCGAUAUCAUUGAUACGGGCUUGGGCUACGGCGGAAACGGAAAUGCCGGUGUUUACUACCAAAGUGGUCAGGAUGUCGAAGUUGACCUCUCAACGGAAAUAAUCAAGCAACACUUUCAGAGUACCUGUCACACGGCAUUAGACACCUGCCGGGAAGAUCCGUCCUGCUCAUCGUCGUUGCAGCCAAUGCUGACGCACUGUGAGCUGCACCGUUGCAAUCGCAACGCGUGCAUGUCCUCGCUGCAGGCCUUCUACAAGGGCCCCCACGAGGACCUCAAUCUGGACAUCGCCUUUUGUCUAUGCAAAAAAACAAGCAGCAGCCAGCAGAACGGCAAUGGCAAUCGGCACGACAUGUGCAUGAUUGCACAGGAAAAACUGCAUCCAGUGUGCGCGCAGCGACCGCCCGAUAACAGUAAUCCGGCCAGCUCCAAUGGCAUUUACUACCAUCCACCGCCCGCCUGUCACGUGGUCGCCGACAGCUGCAAGGAGGACCGCGAGUGCAGAUUAAAGUUGGAGUAUUAUGAGCAGGCCUGUGCGGUGGAUAGCGUGACCAAAAAAUGCGCCGGCAGACCAAGUGGAUGUCGAACAGCCAUGAUUGGCAUUCUGGGUACCAUGUUGAGGACGACCUGUGCCUGCCAAGGAACGGAUCCCCAGCACCUGUACCAGUGCGUUGGAUGGCGGCGUCUGUUGUGGAUGAACCCAUGUGUGGUUGAGGCUCAAAAGGACUUCCAUAUGAAGCGAUUGGCUGAGCUCGGUUUCCUUACCACCACAACAACAACGACCACCACGACGACGACAACAACGACGACGACGACCACGCGAGCACCACCACCCCCACCUCCACCCACCACGACAACAACUACGACGACCAGCAUGCAGCCGCGGCAAACGCCAAGGAAGCCUGCGACGCACAUCUUCAAGGACGUAAUAACGGCAAAAGAGAAAUCAGAGCCAACAUCGGUGGAACACAAUUAUCUCGAUCCGCCCGAUUCGAUACCGCUGCCCAGCGUGAAUGUCGAGAGCGGCGGAAAUGGCGGAAAUGACGAUUAUCACAACGGCAACGGCAAUGGACACGGAAAUGGAAAUGGCAAUGGUAACGGGAGACGUAAAAAUGGCGGAAAGGGACGCGGCGGCAGUGUAGAUUUCGAUGAUCCAGUAAUUUUCGUCGACCCAAGGGAAACAACAGAAUUUGUGGGCAUCAGCAUCACAGAGCCGGUAACCACAAGCACCACAACAAUGGCCACCACGACAACAACACAGCCGCCAAGAAACUGCGUUGUCCAGCGACCACGUCAGUCGGAUCAACUUAUUCGGGAAGGCAGCAGCAAGCGAAUCUACUCCUUGGACGACGUCGAGUGCAGUGAGCUGUGCAGCUGCGGCGAGUCGCUCAUCCUCACCUGCCACGCCCUCUGCGUGCCAUUCGCCCCGUGCCGCACCGCCCUCGCCUUCUACAGCCACGCCUCCCCCGCCUACCAGGCGUUCCGCGGACGCUGUUUGUGCUACUCGGGCCGCUUCAUCUGCAUGAAGCCGCCGCUCGGGGAGUACAUUCUGCCAGGUGGGAUAUUCCUGCUGCUCGGAUACAGUGCCGCGGAUGAGGCGCUGCUGAGGCCCCACACCAACCUGGGGGUGCAGGAUGCCGUGCGGGCCCUGCAGCAGUACAUAACCACAUACAUCGAUAAUCAGACGCAGUGCACCCUCACGCUGUUCAAUAUGACCGAGGAGAACAUCAUCAUUGCUGCGCGGCUGCCGCACGACGGCAAACUGAAGGAUAUUGAGCUGCUGCGUAAGGAGAAGGACGAGUGCACCGCGAUACUGAAGACCAUCAGUCAUCAAAUCAAUAGCGAGCACAGCGAGCUUCAAUCCCACCGACUGCUGAGCAUUUUCAAAAUGUCCGAAGUCGAGGUCGUUUGGCCCGAGAGCACAAGUGCGGCGGCCAGAAGUGGACAUGGUCCUGGCCAGUUUGCCGGAUGCCACCGGCUGCUCUACGCGGCCAUGCUCGCGCUGGCGUAUCUCUCCAGCUGGACAACGCUGCGUAUGAGCGAUGUGGCGACAUGACAGCCGCAUAGUUGAAGGAUUAGAGCCAGGACAAUUGCAUAACUGUACGUAGUAGAUAUUUGUAGGGUGGGAUAAACAGUGGGAAAUGCGACAGGCAAAAUGCGAUACAUGAAACGAUAGCGAUUACCACAAACUAUAAAGAUAUGGUGCAUACUCUUAGGCGCCGCACAUGGCAUAGCGUAUUCAUAAUGUGUUGUAUACAUCUAGUGGCUAGUUAUGUGUUUAGCUGCGAUUUUCGUGAAGCUUUGUUGUUGAUCUUUAAGGAUGUUGCUGUCUCUUUUGAUACGUACAUACAUAUGUGAAGCAUUACGGGAUAUACACACAUAGAAAGAAAACUCGUAGGACAUACGCCUAGAACUCAUCUAGAUUAAUCUAUAAUUUAAUGUGAAAGGAAACUGCUGUCUACAUAAUAAUAUUGUUAGCCGAUAACAGAGGCACACUCGAUAGUUGGAUUUGAUGUGGCGUGUACAUAGAAGGCAUAUGCAUUAAGUACUAUCCGUAGCUAGAAUUUUAUACGGUAAACAAUAACAAAGAACUCCUGUCCGUCUGUCCAUACGUCAUUAUCGCACCCAAACACACACCUUGCAUCGCUCUUUGAGCUCUAUAAAGUUCUUAGCCGCCUCAAUUAAAAAGAAUUAUUAACCGCCUUAACUGUGCUUACUUUGUUAACGGAUGUGAGUGCCUCCUCUGGAUAUGCCAGUUCUCUUUUGAUUUUUAAUUACAAUUUAAUGUGGCAUGGCAUCCGCCUUUACGCUUUUCCAUCUGCCUUCUGCCGGGCAGACAAAUAAUAGCCAGGCGUGCGAAUGAACUCAUUUAACGCAUUCACAUUCGCAUUCGCGGCUGAGCGUGCAAAACGUUAUUGUUAAUUUAUUUCAUAGUUUUCUGUUUCGUUUGGAGGUGCGAAAACAAUUACGGUUUCAUUAUCAAUUAUGCGUUAUGCAUUUCGAUUGUUGCCACAAUUUCACCGGGGCGGCUUUCACCGCGACCUCGCCUCGUUUCAACCGGUUUCAUUGCUUACCCCGGAAUCCAGAAUCCUAAAUCCUGAUUACCGUUUAAGUUCGCUGUACAUACUCUUACCGCUUUGAACUCAAUUUACGUAAUUAAAUACUAACAGUACAUAUCAAUAUGAACACCUAAACGAGUUUUACACGGAAGCGAAAUUCUUACAAUGUCCCUCGAUUGCUCGAAUCUUUUGUACAUAGUUCUUUAUACCACUAUACUAUGCAUAAUAUUUACAACGAUAUACAAGAAACAAAAACACUUGGCUAAACCAAACCCUAUGAAAUAUAAUAUAAAUACUUGAUUCGCGUUAAAACAGCAAAGAUGAAUUGUAAGGCAAUUGUAUUGCCUUAAAUAAUGUAUGCAAGAGCCAGGAAAUAGCAAUUGUAAAUAGGAAUAUUAUGAACACCUGAGUGAAUGGAAUAUCUUUGAAUAACAGUCGAGUGUUUGACUUAAAGACUCACGCUACUCACGCACUACUCACUUUAAGUCUAAGCUUGACCAUUUGAAGGAAAACUUGUAGCGGUGUGAAAUGUGCGCAUAUUGAAAAUGGUCACAAUCAUGAAAAAAUGUCUUCCUUAAUGCAUAUACUCGGCGAUAUGUAUUAUGUUUAUACACAUUAAUAUAUAUAUAUACACAUUCUAACGAAUACCUAUACGAUAUCUGGCAAACCCCUAGCCUGCGCUUCAGUUAGACGAAAGAUAAUGUAAUAUAGACACCAAGGGCUAAACCGUAUCACUAUCGAUUAUCCUUGCAAUUAUAACACUGUUAACACAAAUUAAAUCUAACCGCAACAUAUCUAAGUCAAAUAUACCCCUAAUUAAAUAAAUAAAUAUAUAUAUACAUAUAAAUAAUUAUACAUAUGCGUACAGUUAUAAACGUUAGAGAACAUUGAAAACUACUUUAAUAGUCUUUAGAUAAAGCAUCGCUUUAACCUAAAAGUAUAUAGGCAGCAUCAGCAGAAAAGUGUAAAGUUUAUUGGAAACCUGCUUCUAGCUAAAUAUUAGACGAAUUUAAGGCUAUCCAAACCAAACACUAACUUAUCGGAGCAGCUCGUAGGUCUCUAGGAAUAGGGAAAAUUAGUAGAAUUGUUGGGGCAUUGGAUUUCAGUUCAUUUGCUAUCCUAUCCGUAUCGUUUGAUGGCCCACGAAUGCAGCAACUAAGUCGUUAUAGUUUCGGAUCAUAUCGCUGGCAGGUCGACAGUAUUGUUUCAUCUCAUCUCCUCACUUUUUGGGGUGCGGACAAAGCGUAGCUACAAUGUAAAGUACCGUUAAAGUAAACUGAUAAAUGAAAAGUGAAAAAAUGGAAAAAUGAAAAAACGAAAACCGAAACAUAAACAAUGAUGAAAAUUACAAAAUAGUCGCAUUAAUGUAAAAAGCAAGGAAAAUGCUGAGGGAAAACUAGCACUCAAAUAGCAAUCUGUAGCAUGGGUACGUGAAUUUGAAUGGCAUCGUAAUGAAACGCAAAGCAGAGCGAAUACUUUGAAAUUAUGCAUGAGGAAAAAGAGAGCCAUACUUCAAGUUUAAAGCUGCAAGUUGAAACCUACAAA